CCGCCGCGCCCGCUCGGACAUGCUGAGCCGGGGGCCGGCGGCGCCAGCUGCGGCGCCAGCUGUUCCAGAUGUGCCGCCGCCGCCGCCGCCCUUCAGCAUCGCGGCGCUGCUGUCCGCCGCGCCCGAGCCCGAGCCCGAGCCCGAGCCCGAGCCCCGCGCGCCGCCGCCCGCCUGGCCCCGCUGGGCGCCCCCGGCCGCGCUGCCCCUCGCCUGCGUCCUGCCCUGCCCCGCGCUCUACCUCUGCCCCGGGCCCUGCGCCCAGCCCACAGGUCUGGAGCUGUCUCGCUGUGUAGGCACUGGCUCCCUGGGCCCUCCUGUUCCUUGGAGGUCAGGGGGGCCCUGUAAGAUGAAGAGGAUCCGCACCGUCUUCAAGCCGGAGCAGCUGGAGAGGCUGGAGCAGGAGUUUCUCAAGCAGCAGUACAUGGUGGGCACAGAACGCGUGGACCUGGCAGCCACCCUGCACCUCACAGAGACUCAGGUGAAAGUCUGGUUCCAGAACCGGAGGAUCAAAUGGAGAAAGCAAAGCCUGGAGCAGAAGAAAGCGAAGCUGUCCCAGUUCGGAGCGCCGCCGCCUGUCUCCUCUGACUUGACAGACACCAAGGACACCGAGGAGGAUGCGGUGGACAUUGAGCUUUAAAUGACUCAAAAGCUUCCUGCUGUGGUGUGGUAGGAAGUUGAUGCCCACGUCCAGGGAGCAGAUGGAUGGAGGAAGCUACUGGGGCGUGCUGGCCUCGGUGCUCCUCUGGGUCACUGAAUGGCUGGGCUGAUUUCUGGAGAUACAGGGUUACGUUCGGGAUGAGUCCAUGGUGCGCAACACCCAUUGCCCGGCAGCCUCACGCUGCCAUCCCUGGAGCUCGCCCCAUGGCAUUGCCAGCUCCCAUGACAAGGCCGUGGGGGAUAAGUUUGGCUAACUCAUGAGUGAGUCUUCUUUUCAGCUGAACUACAGGAAAGCGCAGAACGUCUCGAGAACGGGUCUGCCCCUUGGAGAGUUCAAAUCCCCAUCUGCACACCCGUGCAUGCAAAGCCACUGUGUUGUAUCAAUGCCAAGGUCCUGCUGAGCUGCUAGAGAGCAAAGCCCUGGAAGCAGGGGGUGGGGGACGGUAAGAAUCCAGCAUGGUCUUUUCCCCUGGCUGAUUUUGUUUCUACGUGUGAUGUUCAGGUCUAAAAAACCCCCCCAAAAAACCAAAAAAAGGGCUUUGCUGAAUUUGCAAUAAAAUAAGUGGGCUGUGACAGAGCUCGGGCAGAAUGAGCAGCAGGCCAAAAUCCAGGGCCCUGAUUGCUUUAGCAGGAGCUUUCCCGCAGGCCCAAUCCUGCUGCUCUUUUGUGCCGGACCCAAUCCUGACCUUGUACCUUCACCAGCCUCCGAGGAGUUUUCUGUGAUCAGGCCCAUCACUCGGAGACUGCAGGAUCGGGCCCUAAAUGAGGGCAUUUUUAGUGCCUUGAGUAAUUUUCUCAGAAAGCCACAAGUGCCUCGGGCUUAGAGCAGUGGUUCUCAACCAGGGCGCCUUGAGAUCCUUUCAAGGGUGCCACUGUUGAGUGGGCAAACAUGGUUUAGGGAUGUAUUUGGUAGCUGUGUUGUUCUGCGACCAAAAGAAAUGCAAAAAUCUAGAGCUCUUGGUUCAGAGAUGAUCCCUUUUAUUAGAUCAACUGAGAAAUUGCAAAAAAAUUACAGAAAAAGAUCAUUUUUUUGUUGCCAUUUCUCAGUUCGUCAAAUAAAAGGAAUCAUCUCUGAACCAAGAGCCCUAGAUUGUUGCAUUUCAAACAUAAUGUACAAACCCAGAGGUUUCAACCAGGAAUCCUUACUGUUAAAGACACCCUGAACGGCUGUGGUUUUUCUGGGUUCCUUGCAAGAGAAGACUUGCUCUAUUAUUUUCCUGUAGGCAAAAAAACAAGUUAAAAUGAAGAGCUGGCAUUUUCCAGGAGGUGCCUCGAGUCUAUCAAGUGGUGCCUGGAGCCUAAAAAGCCUGAGAGCCGCCGGCUUAGGAGCCUGAGGGAUGCAUGCUUGCAUGCAUGCAUGCUUUGCUUGCAAAACCCAGAUCAGAAAACUCUGUAUGUCUGUGCAUACAACGUGAUGGCUUCCACCUUGGAUAUGAUGUUCGGUCACUGGGCUGCACCGAGCUAUUCCAGGGGAGUUUCAGGUCUGCUCCCCUAACAAUGCAGUGAAAACUGGAUCCCAGCAGUAACACAGGCUCCCCAAUCCUCUCGCUCAUCAUUGCCUGGACGUGCUCACCGUGUCAGGCUCCUGUAUCUGUCCAAGUCGGACCUGCUCUCUCCCAGGUGGGUGGUGAGCAGGCUGCCCCCAUGUCUCAGGAUAACUUAUUGUGCCUCAUUUUGGACCAGAACCCUGUCCACCACUUGGUGUUAUUUAUAUCCUAGGAAUAGCCCGAUUUGGGGAAACAGUAAUUUAUUUAUUUGUUUUGUAUCAGAAUAAAGUCUAGUCUAUUUUAAAGGAGAGACAAUAAGAUGGGAGUGUCUUGGAGGACGUGGAUGGAGAUGGUUUUUUCUUUACAAGCGUGUGGGCAUUUUGGGGUGGUUCAGGGCAGGUUGGAUGGAGGCUGGAGGCCCUGCACGGCCCUUGCAGAAGGCUCAGGUAUUCUGUAUGCUGCUUUCCCCACGUCCGAGGCAGAGAUUUCCUGCUGUCACAGCAGCCCUAGGAUCCUGGGAUGAUCCAGAAGGAAAGAUCAUGUGCUCAAAGGUUGCAGCACUGCAAGAAGGUCAAGCAACACAGCAUGGGAUUGCUUGGUGAUCCAGGGUGCCCGUCCCAGCCAUAGAUGACCCAGACAGUAAGCAGACACCCCAAUGUGCUAAGAGAUGCCUCCUUUCUGGGUGCAAGAAGCAUAGCCAGCUGUCCUGCCCCACCUUUGCUCACCUCAUUUUGCACCAUAUGCCUACAGAUGCAUUUGCUUCUGAAGCUCUCAGGCUAAAGGAGACUCUCCAUUAAGCGCUAGCAGUAGAGGACCUAUGACACGCUGCCAAGAAGUUCAGGGUGCAGCCAGAAGAAGGCAGUCGUCUCAUGGUAGAUGUGCUUAUUGCCUGAAAAAUGGGCUACGUUGCAUUUUAAGAGACUGUCACUACAAAUAAACUCUCGUUGAAAAGCA
This is a messenger RNA of Alligator mississippiensis (American alligator), 3098 nucleotides long. Its product is annotated as homeobox protein not2. The record is from RefSeq and is a predicted model, not a curated record. Gene Ontology annotation, molecular function: DNA-binding transcription factor activity, RNA polymerase II-specific; DNA binding. The transcript has 3 exons. NCBI's taxonomy places the organism in Eukaryota, Metazoa, Chordata, Crocodylia, Alligatoridae. Gene Ontology annotation, biological process: central nervous system development; neuron differentiation; regulation of DNA-templated transcription. The coding region runs from base 20 to 637 and encodes 205 amino acids.